CCGGCCGGGAGGGGAGAGCGCGUGCCUGCCGGCUGCCGGGGGGAGCCGGCGGCAGCAGCGGCAGAAAGGAAAGCCCAGCAAGGCUGGAAAAGUGCUGUGUAACGAUGAGCAGGAAGUGCUCGGCCUACCCCCACCCCCCGCGUGCCCCCGCGGAGCGGCUGUGUCUGACGCGGCGCUUUGCUCGCCUUACGAGAAAGGGGGAGCUGGUGUUGCCAGUAAUGCGGGGCGGCUGCGAAGCUGGGAGGCGGGAAUAUAUCACGAGAAUAUUUUUUCCUUUUCCCUUUUUUCGCUUGCUGUUUUCCUUCCGACCACCAAAAGCACGGAGUGGCGCCGUUUCUCCGUGGGAUGGGCCUUCCUGCAGCGCAGAAGGCUCAGCGACCCUAGCGGUGCUUGCCCGGCCUAAACACUGGCCUAGCUCCCCUCAUGGAGGGACUCAGCCAGGACCAGAAAGGCUCCUCGCGGGAACAACUCAGUCUUCCCAUCCGAGGAGACUCUGUGGUGGAACCUUAAGUUCCCAUCUAUCUUGUUUAUUUCUCUGUGUUUUGGAGACAUCCUUUGUUUCACCACAUGCUGCACCACUGCCCGCCCUGCAGUGCAGAACAGGUACCAACCCAUCCCAACAGGAUGUGCCCUCAUGUGUUCCUCUGCUUGUGGUGAAAACGGAGGGGAGUGCAGCUGCUGCCACUGGCUCAAGAGAAAGUGGGAAUUCCUCAUCAGCCAAGGCGCCUUGCUCUACAACCUGCUGCCUGGCAGAGUAAAAUAAGAAUCCCAGACAACCGUCAAAGUCCAGCUCCUGAAUGCUCCACCUCAGCCACACCUCGUAUGGCUCUUGCAGAAGCCAGUGCAAGCAAAGGCAGGAAACAGCCUACCUAGAUAAUAAAUUUUUAGGAAAAAGGCUUCCUAUAGGCAAGUGUGGGUGGGUAAACCCUGGCUAAACUAGAAGGAGAGAGAGGUGCAUCUCUUCUCAGGUGCCAUGUGUGGCCGCUUGCCUCCUGCUGUCAAGUCAAGUACAGCCUUAGGCAUACAGCAGUUUGAGGUCCAAAAUGUUGCUGUAGGAUUGUUGUAUGGAUACCUAAAAUAACUGGACUGUAAUAUAAUUCAUGUGAUCUGUGCUUGAUU
Messenger RNA from Catharus ustulatus (Swainson's thrush), 1119 nucleotides. RefSeq lists its product as uncharacterized. The transcript has 3 exons. The coding region runs from base 105 to 758 and encodes 217 amino acids. The record is from RefSeq and is a predicted model, not a curated record. Lineage: Eukaryota; Metazoa; Chordata; Aves; Passeriformes; Turdidae.